This is a messenger RNA of Rhodamnia argentea, 897 nucleotides long. RefSeq names its product profilin-2. The transcript has 3 exons. NCBI's taxonomy places the organism in Eukaryota, Viridiplantae, Streptophyta, Magnoliopsida, Myrtales, Myrtaceae. Gene Ontology annotation, molecular function: actin monomer binding. Gene Ontology annotation, cellular component: cell cortex. The record is from RefSeq and is a predicted model, not a curated record. The coding region runs from base 275 to 676 and encodes 133 amino acids.
GGGAAAAGAGAAAUGGAGGGUCCUCCCUCCAAGGUCCGAACAUCAAGGGCGGGACGCGAGAAAUCGCCGCCCGAACGGACGGUGGAGAGAGCAUCAAUGCCACGCCACUCAGAUCCCCUUCUCGCUCUCUUUCUAUCUCUAGCUCUCUGCAAAUUCAAAGCCCGAAGCUCUUCCCCCCCCGCCACUUCCACCGAAUCGAAGACGAGAGUGAAGCUGAAAUCUGUUUCUCUGGAGAGUGAGAUUUGAGAAGCGACGACGCACGCGCGCUCACACCAUGUCGUGGCAAACCUACGUGGACGAUCACCUCAUGUGCGACAUCGACGGCCAGGGCCAGCACCUCUCCGCCGCCGCCAUCGUCGGCCACGACGGCAGCGUCUGGGCUCAGAGCUCCACUUUCCCCCAGUUCAAGGCUCCAGAAAUUGCUGGUAUUCUGAAAGAUUUUGAGGAACCAGGUCAUCUUGCCCCGACAGGCCUGUAUCUUGGUGGCAACAAGUACAUGGUUAUUCAGGGGGAGCCCGGUGUUGUCAUUCGCGGAAAGAAGGGAUCUGGAGGCAUUACAAUCAAGAAGACAGGGCAAGCACUAGUAUUCGGGGUCUACGAGGAACCGGUGACUCCAGGACAGUGCAAUAUGAUUGUCGAGAGGCUCGGAGAUUAUCUGAUCGAUCAGGGCCUGUAGGCCUCUGCUCAACUCCAUCUAUCCGUAUCCCUGUCCGCGGUCUAGCUUUUCUUUUUUGGCUCAUCUUCUGCAUCCGAGUUUGCGCAUCCUGGAUCGACAAGUUGCGUGAAAUAACCAUGUGGUUGUAAGGUAUUUCGUUCCCCGGGUGUCAUUUGCUUAUUAUUUACCUUGAUUUUUUGCAUACGACGAUACUUCAUAUAAUGUAUCGACCUUUUCCUCUU